AUGGGCUGCUCUGCAUCACUGGGCAACAGCCUCAAUGCAGCACAGGGAACAUUCAGAAGAGGGAGAUCUCCGUUAAUAGAGACCCAGGAAAACCCAAGAGAAUCACAGUCUGACAAUAGGAGAAGUGGGGGAUCUGGUGGAGGGGACACAGAUAAAGACAACUCAACAGCUCGGAAUGACACAUGUUCCAGAGUGUUGGGGAGGAACUUCACUACAGCUGAGACAGAAACUGCUGGGGUUGCAUCUUCCAAACUGGGAACACAAGAGAUUACCAUUAAAAUAUUAUCUAAAGGGAAGGAAAGACAAAGGGGAAAACAAGAGGCAUGUGAGAAAAAAGCUGUGAAGAAGUCAAAGAAAGAUCUUAAAAGUGCAAAAGUAAACAAGAAGAAAGACAAGGAAAGACGAUGUUCUAUUGAAGAAAAGGUUGACUUUCCAGAGCCACUGGUGAAAGCUCAUCAAGCAGCGUAUGCAUAUCUUAACCCCAGUAUCAAUAAAUAUGAAGACUUGUUAGAGUUACUUGAUCAUGCAGCUCAGACCCAAAUCUCCUUGCAACCCAUGGUAGCAUUCUUGGUCCUUCGCUAUAAUGAGAUAAAUAAAGGGCUGCAGGAAAUAGUAGAAGAGGGAGAGAUGAUGUUAAAAGGAAACGGAGAGCAUCUGGCUUGGCCUUGCCAAAAAAAGAAUUCCUCUUCAUCCAGCUCAGCAAAAAAUUUGACAAAUGAGCCUCCACCAGACCUGCUUCAACAACUCCUCCAGUACACUGUCCAGAGGAUGCGACAAGUGGGUCAAUCAGUGUGUGGAAUCGGGGAUACUGCACUUGAGGAGGCUGUGGAUUAUUUUUCCUCCAUUUCUGAAAUUCUUGAAGAGAAGCUCAGGACAAAACAUGCAUCAGAGUCUAGAUUAAUGCAGUUGCUAUCUCGGAUUGAGGCAGCCUCACUAAAAAAACCGGGGCCAGAGGACUCUGCGCUGUUUAGUGAAGACAGCGGUAUUGGUGCCGAAAAUGAAUCACUGGCAGGUUCAGACAGACAACACCAGCGCAGAGAAAGCUGCGAGUCAAAUGGAACCAUUUGUACUACAGCAUGUAGCCCUUAUGGUUUUACCCCAGUUCACCAAGGCUCAUACAGAGGCAGACAUAUCCGAACCAUGAGCAACAGCAGUUCUCUUAUCUCUAUAGACUCUAUUUGCACUAUUACAGAAAAAAAACAUAAGGAUACAGAAUCACUGAUUGGCUCUGUCUCCUUGGAUGAAGGUGAAAGGGAGAGUGUGGAGGAUGGGAGUGAAGAUGAAAAAUGUGAGGAUAAAAGGAGGACAAAAUCAAACUCUUCUACUCCAGACCUUAGUCAGAAACCACGUCGCCUGCCAACAAAGCGCAUAGAGAAUCCACAAAAUGUUGAAAUGACUUUAAAGUUGAAAGAUGCCAUCAGUGGCCGGAUUAAAUUUUUACCAUCCCAAAGCUUUACAGUAAAGACAAAACAGACUGAAAGCCCAAUAGGCAGUUGCCACCAGUGGACUGAGGAAGGUGACAAAAGUGCUAAAAGACCGCAAACUGCAGUCACAAGAAUCCCAAAGAAAAAGCCUGUGGUUAUUAAACAGUGCCGGUCAAGAUCUGCAGACUCUCUGCGUAGUAAAGCAGAAGAUCCUACACUCAAUGAACUUGAGAGAACUCAAAAAGAAUUGAACCGAAGGCUGGAGAGGAUGACCAAGAAUAAGUGUGUAGGAAAUACAAAGCGAGAUUCAUCUAAUCAAAGCCAACAGCAGCCAACAAAUGAUAUUUCAUCAGAAGCUGCCAGCAGGCAGCGUUCUUUGAAUUUCUUUUCUCCAAGCAGUCAAAGAAAAGUAGGCAAUGCAAAAGUAGAUAUUAGGGGACAAGGGAGUGUUAAGGAAGAAAUGGAUGAAAAAAAGAAAAAGGAGAAAGACAAGGAAAAAGAAAAGGGUAAAGACAAAGAUAAGAAAGCUCCAAAAGGGCCUGUUAAGGCAAUACCUACAUCGAGCCCUCCACGGUCACCCCGCCAAUCCUCAGGGUUGUCUAGGGGAAUCAAUUCUGUAAAAAAAUUGAUUGACACCUUCAGUCAGGGUGUGGAGGAAAGUAAACAGAUGCCAGAGAAUGCAACAGUUCUUGGACCUCUUAAAGGUGUUAGAAAGUGCGGUGUUCCAAUCAUUCCAGGUUUAGGUACCUCUGGCACAUUAGCAUUCAUUGACAAUGAUAUUGGUAGUGGUCGAGGUGAGUCACAAUGCUCUGAAAGGACAGAAGAUCUUGACAUUGACAAUCUACCCCCCCCUCCUCUUGAGAUUCUAAUGGACAAUUCCUUUGAAAACGUGCAGGAAAAGGACUCCGAAGAAAAUGAAUCAAGCAGGGGCCGAUCCACGCUUCCGAAAAAGACAGCAAUGUCUCAAAGGCUACAAACCUCUUUGCAGUCUCUAACAGUGCUACCUAGUAGGGGAAAGUUGCCUAAGGGCUCUGUCAGCACAUUACCAGCCCGUUCCAUACACCAGGAUACAAGGGAACUUGGGAAGGGUGGUGCCUAUGAUUUCAGUCAUGAAACAGACACAGAAAGUGAGGAGGCUUCCUCCCUCUACAAACAAGCAAGCCAAAAUAUUCACUUGAGACUCUCCUCUGACUCUCCAACAGAAAAACGUAAAGUUGAGAUGGGCUACAGUAAGCUUUCUUCCUGCCCAGGUGAUGUAGAUGUUAAACAAGAGAACAGUACCAAUGAAACACUACCAAAUAGUGCCUCUACGAACCAAACACAGGCCACUUCACCUCUAUCCAAAACUCGCGUAUUGCCAUCCACACCUUUGUUACACCGGAGACUCCCUAGCCCUCCAGUUUUUAAAACUGAAUCCACUUCUUUGACUUUAUCUAGUCCCCCAGUUGUUAGUAACCUUCCCACCCCUCCUUUUGCUGGACAACGGAUAUUGCCAAGCACUCCUGCCAUGCGGCAAGACCACACACCCAGCACAAUGUCUAGGGUCACCUACCCCUUCAAGGCACCAUCACCUCCUGCUUCCCCAAAAGUGCAGCGAUGGUCUCGAAGCAACAGUAGUGAGGACUCUACUUUGAGAGUAUUUAGCAAUGCUCGAUCAGUGUUUUGUCGUGCCUCAUCAUCAUUGUUUGAGGCUCAGCCUGUUCCCACACCCAAGCCCCCUCAGGCGUGGGCCUGCACUGGGGUUCUACCUCGUCCCUGGUAUGGGACGCUGCCAUUGACUGCACGAGGACACAAGCCAUUCAUUCGGCGCAGCCAUUCAGAUAGAAGACCAAGUCUAAGCCAGCCGCCUAGGACACCAGUCAUCUCUGUGGCAGAAACAUGUGGGAGUGAGCCAGCAAUUAGCACCCAUGGGUUGGAAGAUGGUCCAAUCAGAGAAGACAAGCCAUGGAGUGAGCAAACAGAACCCUGGGGUACAGUACGCUCUGCCUCACACCCAGACUUGUGCAUUGUGGGUCAGGGUUUACAGCGUGAAUGAGAGAAAUUAGGAAUGAGCAAGUGGGAUUAUGG
Messenger RNA from Xyrauchen texanus (razorback sucker), 3491 nucleotides. RefSeq names its product photoreceptor cilium actin regulator-like. The record is from RefSeq and is a predicted model, not a curated record. The transcript has 2 exons. NCBI's taxonomy places the organism in Eukaryota, Metazoa, Chordata, Actinopteri, Cypriniformes, Catostomidae. Bases 1 to 3459 code for a protein of 1152 amino acids.